Cladophialophora yegresii CBS 114405 is the source of this 303-nucleotide messenger RNA. RefSeq lists its product as uncharacterized. The transcript has 3 exons. Bases 1 to 303 code for a protein of 100 amino acids. Lineage: Eukaryota; Fungi; Ascomycota; Eurotiomycetes; Chaetothyriales; Herpotrichiellaceae. Gene Ontology annotation, cellular component: endoplasmic reticulum membrane; signal peptidase complex. The record is from RefSeq and is a predicted model, not a curated record. Gene Ontology annotation, biological process: protein targeting to ER.
AUGGACGCGAUUAUCUCUCAGCUGCAGGACCUCUUCGAGGGCCAAAUUGAUUUCGAUGGCCAACGACUUGCGGAGACGACCUCCACGAUUAUUCUUACACUCUCUUCGGUUCUUGCUUUCGUCGCUGGCUUCGUUCAACAAGACAUCUACCUGAUCAUGUGGAUUGGACUGGCCGGUACCGCUCUGGCUAUGCUGCUUGUCGUUCCCCCAUGGCCUAUUUACAACAGACAUCCCCAACCAUGGCUCGGCUCCAAAGCAGCCUUGCCUCCAGGUGGGAUCGUGGUGGGAGGGAAAGCUCGAUGA